AUGGGUCUAAAGCGUACCUUGGUUCCCUUUGUUGCGUUGUCAGUUUUAGGCAACGCUGCGGCCGUGGGUCCUCGGGGUUUCAACUACAGCGCGCUGAGUUUGAGAGAAGUAGGAGCCCGUAACACCAAAGACUGGAGAAUUUGGCUCGAAAAGGAUGGAGAUCCUAUUUCGUUCUGGCAUGACGUUCCUGCUUGGCCCAACGAGGAUAACAAGCAGGUUGUGAAUUUAGUCGUGGAGAUACCUCGCUGGCAAGACGGUAAAAUUGAGCUAAAAAGAGAUGAGCCGUUGAACCCUGUUGUCCACGACUCGUUGAACGAUGCCCCCAGAUUCGUCGAAAGCGUUUGGCCUCACAAAUCAUACCCAUUCAUCUAUGGAUCAAUUCCACAAACUUGGGAGAGUCCCAAUUACAAGCACAGCUUCACCGGCUUGAUUGGAGAUAACGACCCCGUGGAUUUAUUUGACAUCGGUCAAGAUCGUGGUUACGUUGGCCAAGUCAAGCAGGUCAAAAUUCUCGGCGGUCUUGCCCUAGCUGAUGAUAAUGAGACGGACUGGAAGAUCCUCGCGAUUGAUGUUAAUGACCCGCUUGCACCACUUAUAGAUUCGUACGAAGAUGUCGAGAAAUACCGCCCAGGAACUAUCAAAACUUUCCGCGAUUGGUGGACCCAUUACAAAGUAGCCCGAGGAAAUGCAGUUAUUGAUAUCGUCGGUGACUGGUACCAGAACGUAACCUACACGCAGAGCGUUAUCGAGGAAAGUCAUAAGACAUGGGCGGAGCUUAUUGGAGGUAAAGUUGACUCGAAUGAGAUCAACUACAACCAGACCUCCCGCUCAGACGUCAACAAAAGCUUCAUCGACAAGAGUUCGACGACGGAAAAGUUCGCUAUUCCGGCCAAGAGCAGAUUUGAAUCUGCGGCACCGAAGCCAGAGAAAUACGACCGCUGGUAUUAUUUGGACAACACCUCCAGUCUUAUCGUGGUGCCCACCGCUCAGCAGAUAUUUCUCAACAGGCAACAAAUCUGA
Messenger RNA from Colletotrichum spaethianum, 1020 nucleotides. RefSeq names its product inorganic pyrophosphatase. The transcript is spliced from 7 exons. The record is from RefSeq and is a predicted model, not a curated record. Gene Ontology annotation, molecular function: magnesium ion binding; inorganic diphosphate phosphatase activity. Gene Ontology annotation, cellular component: cytoplasm; nucleus. NCBI's taxonomy places the organism in Eukaryota, Fungi, Ascomycota, Sordariomycetes, Glomerellales, Glomerellaceae. Gene Ontology annotation, biological process: phosphate-containing compound metabolic process. Bases 1 to 1020 code for a protein of 339 amino acids.